AAGAAAGGUUCUUGGAAUUGCCUUGCUCACACCAAUUGCAUCUACAACUCUUUGCAUACAACAAUUUAAGGAUAAUAGUCUUUCCAAAUGGAGUCUGGAAUUGUCAAACCGCACAUCGAUGUUGAAAAAUUGGAACGCUUCAAUGGGCUGAAUUACAAGCGGUGGAGCAUGAAGAUUUAUUAUCAAAUCACUGUUUUGAAGGCCAUGACAAAUUCUCUCUUCAAUGCUUUUCACAAACACUCCACUGCUCUUGAGUUAUGGCAUGCAGUAGAACAAAGGUAUGUGAAUGAGGAUGCUGGCAACAAAUCUUUCCUUGUCAACAAAUAUAUUGAUUUUAAGAUGAGUGAUUCCAAGCCUGUCAUUGAUCAAGUCAAUGAAUUAAAUGAUAUUGCAACGGAAUGUGCUGAUGCCGGUGAACCAAUUUCUGAGACCUUUCAAGUGUCUACCAUAAUUGGUAAAUUACCACCUUCGUGGAAGGAUUAUCAAAAAUUCCUUAAACACAAGAAAAGGUCUUUGAAAGUGGAUGAAUUGAUGAAGCACAUCCAAAUUGAAUAUGAGGCUCGAAAAAGGGAUGGUCAAGACAAGAGUGAUAAUGUGAAUGCUUUGGAGGGGCCAGCAUCUUUUUCCAAGAAACCCAAUCACAAGUUCAAGACAGGACAAAAAGGGUCUUUUUCAAUGAAAGGCAAAAAUGGCAAGACUUGGCAACUUUCAAAAAGAAGAAAGGACCAUGCUUUGUAUGUGGAAAAUUGGGGCAUGUUGCUAUGCAAUGCUACCACCGUAAAGAAUUGGUGGCUUGAUUCAGGAGCAACAUGUCAUGUGACUCCAUUUAAAAGUUCUUUCAAGACAUAUGAAGAAUUGAAUGGAGAAAAAUCUGUCUUCAUGGGAAACUCUUCCACAUGUGCAGUUGUUGGUAAAGGGACAGUGAAACUUUCCUUGACUUCUGGAAAAGUUCUUACUUUGCAAGAUGUGUAUCAUAUUCCAGAACAUGGUAUUCUUAGAGAAUUUUCAGCCCCUAAUUUACCUCCACAAAAUGGAGUUGCUGAAAGGAAGAAUAGAACUUUGAUGGAGAUGCUUGAUAAUAGUCACAUGGGUGAUGGCUUGCGUGAAAAUGCUUCCAACCAAAAAGGUGAAAGCAAUGCUUCCAACCAAAAAGUUGAAAGCAAUUCUAGUCACAUGGGUCAUGUCCCCAACCGAGAAUAUGAGAACAAAAUGAAGGAGGAACCGGCAUUAAGAAGAAGUAAAAGACAAAGAAUUGAAAAGGAUCUUGGUCCUGGUAUGUUUACAUACUCUUUGGAAGAGGACCCAAGAAAUUUUAACGAAGCCACGGCCUUACCAGAUGCUUCCUUAUGGAAAAAAGCCAUGGAUGAUGAGAUAAAGUCUAUUCAUGAUAAUUAUACAUGGAUUUUGGUUGAUCUUCCUCCUAAUACUAAACCUAUUGGCUGCAAGUGGGUUUUGAGAAAGAAAUUAAAAAUAGAUGGAAGUAUUGAUAAAUAUAAAGCAAGAUUAGUAGCCAAAGGGUUUAGUCAAAAAGAAGGGUUGGAUUAUUUUGAGACAUUUUCUCCAGUGACUAGAUUUACUUCUAUUAGAAUUCUGUUUGCCAUUGCAUCCAUUUAUAAUCUUGAGGUACAUCAAAUGGACUUGAAGACAGCUUUUUUGAAUGGAGAACUUGAUGAGAAAAUCUACAUUCAUCAACCCAAGGGAUACAUAGUGCAAGGUCAAGAGGAUAAGGCCUGAUAUUGCAUGUGCUGUUGGAAUUUUGAGUAGAUUUACUAGUAAUCCUAGUAUUGAACAUUGGAAUGAGAUUAGUAGAGUUAUGAGAUAUUUGAAAUAUACUUUGCAAUUUAGC
Messenger RNA from Rubroshorea leprosula, 1846 nucleotides. The record is from the annotation of a GenBank genome assembly. NCBI's taxonomy places the organism in Eukaryota, Viridiplantae, Streptophyta, Magnoliopsida, Malvales, Dipterocarpaceae.